Molecule: messenger RNA, 2842 nt
Organism: Solea senegalensis (Senegalese sole)
Lineage: Eukaryota; Metazoa; Chordata; Actinopteri; Pleuronectiformes; Soleidae
Gene: adrb1
Product: adrenoceptor beta 1
Exons: 1
Coding region: 139-1329 (396 amino acids)
Biological process (GO): adenylate cyclase-activating adrenergic receptor signaling pathway; positive regulation of heart rate by epinephrine-norepinephrine; norepinephrine-epinephrine-mediated vasodilation involved in regulation of systemic arterial blood pressure
Cellular component (GO): membrane
Molecular function (GO): beta1-adrenergic receptor activity
Source: RefSeq, a predicted model, not a curated record
GAGAGAGGAGCUAUCUGUGGUGCCGGAGCGCGUCAGGAGCGCAUCACCCACUCAUGGCUCAGGAGAGCGCGUGGAAACGCUGCGUGGAUCUGCGUACAUGAACCCGACCUGGAUCCGCACUCAGCGCACUAGCCCGCCAUGGGGGACGAUGGUGCGUCCUCGUCGCUCAACUUCCAGAAUGGCACCGGGGGCGAGGAGUCGGACGCACCGGUGUCCUCCUCCGCGUCCGAUCAGUGGAUGGCGGGCGUGAGUGUCUUGAUGGCGCUCAUCGUGCUGUCUAUUGUGUUCGGGAAUAUUCUGGUCAUCGUGGCCAUCGCCAGGACGCAGAGGCUGCAGACGCUCACCAAUGUCUUCAUCGUGUCACUGGCGAGCGCGGACCUCAUCAUGGGGCUGCUGGUGGUGCCGUUUGGCGCUGCGCUCGCGGUGCACGGCUCGUGGCUGUACGGCUCCUUUUUCUGCGAGUUCUGGAUCUCCGUGGACGUCCUGUGCGUCACGGCCAGCAUCGAGACCCUGUGCGUAAUCGCCAUAGACCGGUACGUGGCCAUCACCUCGCCUUUCCGCUACCAGAGCCUGCUGACCAAAGCGCGGGCCAAAGCCGUGGUGUGCGUAGUGUGGGCCAUCUCUGCGCUCGUCUCCUUCCUCCCCAUCCUCAUGCACUGGUCCCGGGACAGCGCGGACACGGACUGCUACGAGAACCCGGAAUGCUGCGACUUUGUCACCAACAGAGCAUAUGCCAUCUCCUCCUCCAUCAUCUCUUUCUACAUUCCUCUGCUCGUCAUGAUAUUUGUUUACGCGCGCGUGUACAGAGAGGCGAAAAAGCAGCUGCGGAAAAUCGACAAGUGCGAGGGCAGGUUUCACAACACCUUAACCGGACUCACCUCCAAGUGCAAGAAGAAACCGUCCAAGAUCCUGGCGCUCAGGGAGCAGAAGGCUCUCAAAACCCUGGGCAUCAUCAUGGGGACGUUCACCCUGUGCUGGCUGCCCUUCUUUAUAGUCAAUGUGGUGCGCGUGUUUUGCGCAGAGAUGGUGGACAAAGACCUGUUCGUGUUCCUCAACUGGCUCGGGUACGUGAACUCUGCGUUUAACCCCAUCAUUUACUGUCGGAGCCCGGACUUCAGGAAGGCUUUCAAGCGGCUACUGUGCUGCCCGAGGCAGGCUGACCGACGGCUGCACAUCAGCUCCUGCGACCUGUCCCGCUGCUCCGGCGGCUUCGUCUCCACGCUGGAGCCCGGGACGCUGGGGAUGUGGUCUGAAUGCCCCGGUCUGGACACCAGUGACAGCAGCCUGGUGGGGCCCGCAAAGCUCCCUCACCGUGAGUCACAGUUUUGAGGGGGAAAAUUGAAUAUAACAACGAAAUCAAACUUUUUAUUGGUUUGGGUUUACAACAGUCUGGACAAAGAUGUGGCACUGACUGAUGCAGCGUGUGCGUCUUUUCGUGGAAAACACGAGAAGUCGGUUGUUUUUGUUUUAUUCUAUUUAUUUUUUACAUUGGAGAAAACAAACAUCACAUCACCAGGAACUCAGCUGGAAAGCCAUAUUUUCUUCUUAUCAUUUUUUGGACAAAUGAUUGUUUCCAAAUGCGCACGUGCAGGGCCGCACCAAGACUUUAUGGGGCUCAGAGCAGAAAUUCAUAAUUGAAUUGUUGAAAACUUACUUCAAUAGUGAACACCUAAAUGAAUUAAAACACUGGUGUGUAACGUUUAAAUAUAAACAAAUAUCAGGUGAGCUCACACAACUCUAAUGAAGUUACAUGACUCAUGUGUCAUUGUUUCCUCGGUGGAGCAGUGUUUAGAGCUCGUGCCACGUGUCCAAAUCCUACGCUGCACUGCACCCAGGAAGUGAUUCAUGCUGGUAAAUCGGGGCGAAUUCAAACAGGUUGUGUGACUGAAAAACACGGAAGGAAGUGUCCACAAAAACAUCCAGGAGGGAAAAACUUGUGAUUGUGUGCACACAAAUGUUCCCUUAGUCAGGUCUGAUAGUAUUGCCCGACAUACAGCAUACAAGUAAUGGUACACAAAUCCCCUAAAGUUACACAGUGCGGCUUUAAUUUAUAUGAAGACAACUUGCCUACUAACCCGUUUGAAUGAACCUCAUUCAUUUAGGUGUAACCAACUGCAUCUAAAUGCAAUCAUUAUUGACACGAUAUGAUAAUAUUUUACAAAAGUGCUCUUUGGGGCCCCCUUGUGGCCAAAGUGGCCCCAUGCGUCAUGUCAACGUGAUGAUCCAAUUCUGCCAAAUUUUGGGUUUUGAAUUAUAAGUUUUGUAUGCACUGUUUUUGCCAUAAAGCAGGUCUCACUGAAGUGAAACUUGACUCGGAUGUUUUGUUUUUUUAUUAUUGGGUUAAUGUUAAGUUGAAUGAUAUACAGUAUGUUAAUGGGGGUUAUUUAUUAAAGGGCAGUGGGGACGGUGUCAUGUGGCCUAAGUUAUAGCCCCGGCUCCAUGAAGGGUCAUAGAUAAUUGUCCCUGUGGCCCCGCUCAGGCGUACUGUUAUAAACUGAUGGUUAUGGGCUAUUUGAAGAGAAGUGACUGUAAUGUACUCAUAGUGCUCACACUGUGUUUUACCUCGCAGCCGUCGGCAAGUGCAAUUUGUACAGAUAUUUGUUUACAUUAAACAUUUCACAUAUGUACAAUAGAAAUGUAUUUAUUCUCUUUAAACUCCUUUUUCAACUACUCGAGUCAAUGUGGGGCCCAGUUUGUACAUAUACAGUAUUGUGGUAUGUGCUGUUUGGUACUGAAAGGAGGAGUUUGUGCCUCGUCCUUUGUCUUUCUCAUUUAAGCUUUAUAUGCUGUUGUGAGGUGGUACGUCGGCUCCUGUGAAAUAAAAAGAAACAUGUUUACUGUU